Molecule: messenger RNA, 2667 nt
Organism: Ophidiomyces ophidiicola
Lineage: Eukaryota; Fungi; Ascomycota; Eurotiomycetes; Onygenales; Onygenaceae
Exons: 9
Coding region: 1-2667 (888 amino acids)
Source: RefSeq, a predicted model, not a curated record
AUGACCAAGUCAAACGUCAACAGACCCAUGAACGCCGAGUUCAGGGAGAAAGAUAUCAAUAAAAAAUUGCAGUUAUACGGCAUAUACUCGGCGUUUAAAAAUGGAAAAGUGCCAUCGAACAAACAAAUCGACAUUGCCUUGAAUAGUGCUUUGGAAUCCAAAGCCCUUGCGACGCCGUCAGACAAGCUUUCGGAAGAGGGCCGUGUCAUCGUACGUGAUAUUCGCGAUGUUAUCACGCAUACGCGAAAUCUUGCUCUGGUCAAGAACGAAGGCAAUCUCCUGCAGGAGUUUAUCUGGGAUGCCGAACGCUUCAAACGCCCCGAAAUCGCGACUCCAGAGAAGCCGUUCGACAAAGAGGGUGCCAAACAACAUGGCCAGCAGGUCACUGAAGGUUUAAAGACACUAGGAACACUCUUGGUUACUAAUGGCGAAUUCAGGAAACUCUUGAACGACGCUACCCUGCUGAUCCGUGAUAUGGCCAGCGACUCUGCACAGAAGGCUGCCAAUUUCAUCAGACCACCUGCGGAUCAGCUUUCCCAGAUUGACCAGCCUGCAGCAGAAAAUGUGUGGCAUGAAAGACCUGAUAUGUCCAAAGACGGCCUGAAAGCCCGUUGGAAGCAAAGAACUCAAAAAGACAAGGAGAGCGGAGGUGUCGAACCUCAAAACGGUGCCGCCAACGGUGACAUGACAGCAGAAGUAAAAGAAGAAGCCAACAAGCGCCGCCGUGAAAUGACUGAAAAGACUAAGGAAUUCCUCGCCACGAAAAUGCCGCAAGAACGCCGAGAACAGACCGUUUGGCGCAUGAAGAAAAUGAUUGUGGAGAUUCAGGGCCAUUCGGACUAUCAACAAGCUAUUGAAACGCUUCUCAGUCUCGCUGAGACCUACACUGGUCACACCAAGGAUCUAUCCAAACAAGGAUUAGGCAACUUGAAGGGCGCUAGGAACGAGUCGUCCGAUCUCAAGAGAUUAGAGGCUAACUUGAAGGUUCUAAUUGAGCGUUUUGCCAACAGCACGUCCCUCGAUGACUUGUUUGAUUCUAUCAACAAGUUUUAUCGAAAUGCUGAAAAGGAUCCACGACUACGAGAAUGGUUCCAGGCUGUCAAUUUCUUCAUUCGCCGUUGUCUGCAAGAGCAAGGCUUUGUGUUGCAGGAAGCAUCCAAUGAGGAAUGGAGAAGAUUGUAUGAUGAAGGGCAAUACCUUUUCCGGGACCGCUAUCGUGACGACAGCAAUCGCCUUGUCGGCGAGGUAAAAUUCAUGGGUGAACAAUUCGACCAAGACCCCCUCAACAAGCAGUUUUCCACCUCUAUGCAAAAGUUGUUCACCGAUCUGGGUACCGACAGAGAAGGAAAAGUUGUUUUUAAGAAGAAUCUCUUGAAUGAUUUUGCAACUGUUGUGGUGCCGGGUUUCUUUGAAAACCUCCACUACAUUCCAAUUCCUCGCAUCGAAGUGUCUGACCCAAUGAUUGAUGUGAUUGUUGAAAACCUUGCCAUCGAGAGCGACAACCUAAUGCCGAAUAUUGUCGAGUUUGGCAGUGACAAUUACUGGCGCUGGGGACGCAAGAAGUUUACUAAUAAGCACGACAAUAAGAUGCUGAUCUCUGCCACUGGAAUUCAAGCUGAUUUGAGGGAUGUUAGCUACUAUAUCAAAAAGAAGCAGGGAUUUCCCAAGAUUUCUGACACAGGUGUGAUGGACAUUUAUCUCGGUGGCGAAGGAUUUAGCUGUAAGAUCAUCGGAUCGACAUGUCAACCCAAUGACAAACAACAUUUCUUUAAGGCCGAUAAAGUCCAGGUCGCUAUCAAGAACCUUGACAUCCGACUCAAGCAGUCGAAGCACAAGUUGUUGUUUAGUAUCUUCAGGCCCCUACUGUUUUCGUUGGUUCGCCCAGCGAUUCAAAAGGCGUUGGAGAAGCAGAUCCGCGACUCGUUUACGAAGGCGGACGCAUUUGCCUACGAUAUUCACAAGGAAGCUAACCGCACGAGGGAAGCGGCUCGUGCUGACCCUGAAGAUAAGAGCAGCAUGUACUCGCAUUACAUUGAGGCAGGCAAAAAGAAGAUGGCAGAGAAGAAAGAGGUAGCUGAAAAACAAGCCCAGGCCAAGUCAAAGCGAGACACGAAGGUCAACAUGGCCGUUACCCAACAUGAUUCCAUAUUCCAGGCGGUCAAACUCCCAGGAGGCAUUUCUUCCAAGGCCACGGAAUACAAAGAGUUGGCUGCCAAGGGUGAUCGCUGGGAAUCUCCUGUUUUCGGAAUCGGCAAGGCCUCUCAGACAAGCAAUCUACCGAAAUUGGCCCCUAUUACCCGAAAACCCCAUCAAAUUGUCGUCAAGCCCCGUGAGCAGGAGACAGCGGAUCGUGCUACUGCCCAACGCGUUGCCCCUGCUCAAUAUGGUGAACCACGCGCUGCUCCCAUGCCUAUUACUCAAGGAGAGCCUAUUGGCUUCGCCAGCCAGCCCCCGACCACCUACCCACCAGGACCAGUAUCGUAUCCUGGACAGGCUGCCCCUGUUGGUGUUACAACUGGUGCUACAGUGAUUGAUGAUGCUGCUCGCGGCGCUUACUCGGCCGGGGCGCAAGGCGCCGCAGCGGCCACCGGCGCUGCAGGAACCGCUGGAACCACUUUUUCAAACGGACUCCAGACCAUUCCUGGUACCAAAGCUCCAGUCCUGUAG